AUGGCAAACCAAAAUUCAAAUCAAAACCUCAACGAAAACCAAAACCAAAAUCCGAACCAAUUCCAAUACCGAGGAAACUUCAAUCCCGCUCAAAAUGUCCAACCUAUACCUCAAGAGCAACCGGGUGGUAAUAACAAAUCUAGACCACCCACACCACCUUUCCAAAACCAAAACACCAACAAUACCCAAAGAACACCCCAACAAAAAAACCUUCACCGACAUAACUCCUUACCCAAUAACCUUGAUGAUCGGAAUGUUAAUUCCAACCGUAGAGGUAACCGAGAUCGUGGCAAUCCUGAGAAUGAAGAUCCAUUCUUUAAUAUCGAUGACUUGAGAAAUGCUAUCCCGGAUGAUGCACCGUUUAGUGUUCCCGGAUACCAAUCGUCAGAACAUGUGAGUAUUCACUCGGAAUACUCGAAUGACGGGGGUAAUUAUAAUGAACCGGUAGAUGAUGACGAAUGGGGUUAUGAGAAUCGGGACAACAUCUACAAUGAUAGAGGUUUUGAAGAUGACGAGUUUGGCUACCAAAAUGCCAACUUUGUGGGGAAUGAUAACUAUGGGUACGGGAAUGUGAGAAAUGACGGUUACGAAAACAACCGUCAACCACGAAACAAUAUUCAAAGGAACCAGAAUGAUGGGUUUUACAGCAACAAUAACAACAACAAUGUUAACCCUAACCGGAUUCCUCAUUUCGUGGGAGGAGGUAAUCAAAGAGGUAAUCAAGGUGGAAACCGAAGAGGUGAUAGGGGAGGUGAUAGAAGGGAUAAUCGAAGGCCGGUGGAUCAAGAAGUUAACGGUCCGUAUCGUCGUCAACAACCUCCACGGGGAGUAAAUGACCGUUUUAGGCCGGUGUCACCGACAAUGACUCUCUAA
Messenger RNA from Helianthus annuus (common sunflower), 873 nucleotides. Its product is annotated as probable serine/threonine-protein kinase clkA. The record is from RefSeq and is a predicted model, not a curated record. Bases 1 to 873 code for a protein of 290 amino acids. NCBI's taxonomy places the organism in Eukaryota, Viridiplantae, Streptophyta, Magnoliopsida, Asterales, Asteraceae. The transcript has a single exon.